GCCCGGUUCCCCAGCAAAACCCUGGCUGCCGUCGCGGCACCCCGAAGCCGCCGCUAUCCCAUUGUCACACGCACACCCACCCGCCGCCGCCGCCAUCCCCUCGUCGCCGUCGUCUCCUGGCACGACCUCGUCGAAUCCUUUGCUCCUCUGCCCCCGCCGCUGCUGCUGCCAUGGACUCCACGCCGGCACCCGAGGCGGCUCCCGGCGCCUCCUCUUCCUCUGCAGCUGCCGCCGAGGAUCUGGCGGGGGCCGUGGCGGCGAUGAGCCUGGACGAGCGGUUCGAUCUGCUGCGGGGGAUUGGGGAGGAGUGCAUCCAGGAGGACGAGCUCAGGAACCUGCUUCAGAAGAAGCCCGUCCCCAUCUGCUACGACGGCUUCGAGCCCUCUGGACGCAUGCACAUCGCUCAGGGCAUUGUGAAAACCAUCAACGUGAACAAGAUGAUCAGGGCCGGGUGCAGGGUGAAAAUUUGGAUCGCCGACUGGUUUGCGCAGCUCAACAACAAGAUGGGAGGUGACCUGAAGAAAAUCCAGACGGUGGGGCGCUACAUGAUCGAGAUAUGGAAAGCGGCUGGGAUGAACCUCGACGGGGUCGAGUUCCUGUGGUCCUCCGAGGAGAUCAACAGCCGCGCGCAUGAGUACUGGCCAAUUGUGAUGGACAUUGCCCGGAAAAAUAACGUCAAGAGGAUAACGAGAUGCUGCCAAAUUAUGGGCAGAAGUGAGUCAGACGACUUGACUGCUGCCCAGAUUUUCUACCCUUGCAUGCAAUGUGCAGAUAUAUUUUUCUUGAAGGCUGACAUAUGCCAGUUGGGGAUGGACCAACGGAAGGUCAAUAUGCUAGCUAGGGAGUACUGCGAUGACAUCAAAAGGAAGAACAAACCGAUUAUUCUUUCACAUCAUAUGCUCCCUGGUUUUAAAGAAGGCCAGGAGAAAAUGUCAAAGAGUGAUCCAUCCUCGGCUAUCUUUAUGGAAGAUGAUGAGGCCCAGGUUAAUGUGAAGAUAAAGCAAGCUUUUUGCCCUCCCAAAAUUGUUGAGGGGAAUCCUUGUUUGGAGUACAUUAAAUACAUUGUUUUCCCUUGGUUUGGAAGGUUUGAGGUCGUCCGUAAGGAAAUCAAUGGUGGUAACAAGACAUUUACAAGCAUGGGUGAACUAAUUUCUGAUUAUGAGACGGGUGCUUUGCAUCCUGCCGAUGUCAAACCUGCACUAGCAAAAGCAAUAAAUGAAAUUUUGCAGCCUGUUCGUGAUCACUUCAACAACAACAACGAAGCCAAAGUUCUACUUAACACUGUCAAGAAGUACAGAGUAACCAAUUGAGGAGCGGAAUGUGUGUCUUUAGGGUGAACUAGAAAAUCAAGCCAUUGCUAGAGCAGCAAGCUGACCAGGACAAUGAAAUGAUUAAAAUUUUGAACUCUCUUUUGAUGUGGCUUGGAGAUUGAACUGGCCUCAAGGACAUAAGUUCACUGGACUCAAGGAUAUAAGCUCGAAUGUUUUUGACAUAUAGGAGCGGUAGUGAUGUGCUAAAAUAUACAACAGCAAUUGUGAUAUUUUAGUUUUUUAUUCCCUUUUGGAGUGGAAUCACCAGUUCACCUUGAAGUUAUUAUUAUUUAUAUAUUCAGUGUUAUUUUCU
This is a messenger RNA of Sorghum bicolor (sorghum), 1623 nucleotides long. Its product is annotated as tyrosine--tRNA ligase 1, cytoplasmic. Bases 171 to 1310 code for a protein of 379 amino acids. The transcript is spliced from 9 exons. Gene Ontology annotation, biological process: tRNA aminoacylation for protein translation. The record is from RefSeq and is a predicted model, not a curated record. Lineage: Eukaryota; Viridiplantae; Streptophyta; Magnoliopsida; Poales; Poaceae. Gene Ontology annotation, molecular function: tyrosine-tRNA ligase activity; ATP binding.